Molecule: messenger RNA, 850 nt
Organism: Elaeis guineensis (African oil palm)
Lineage: Eukaryota; Viridiplantae; Streptophyta; Magnoliopsida; Arecales; Arecaceae
Source: RefSeq, a predicted model, not a curated record
CCAAAGUCUUCACCAAAGCUUAAUCAUAUCUACCUUCUCCUCGCAUAAAAAUCCAUGUCUUCUUCUCCUUCUUGUCUCAACUGAGAUACAAUUGAUAGGAUUCGAUCCGCCAUGGGCAACGGGCUCUCCCCCUGCUUCAGCUCAACCUCCAAUAGCCUGGUGAAGCUUGUCUUCUGGGGUGGCACCACCAAGUUCCUCGCCGGAAACCAGGUCGCCGGCGAGCUCAUGUUCCGGUUCCCCGACAGCGUCGUCUGCCAUGCAGACUCCUUCUACAUCGGGCAGCCGGUUCCGGUCUUGUCCAUCGGCGAUGAGCUGAUCGCCGGCGAGACCUACUUCGUCAUGCCGGUCGACCGAUUCCCAUGCAACCAGACCCUCACGGCUGUAACCCUAGCCUCGCUCUCUCCGGGACCCAACAAGCCAUCACUUGCCAGCGUUGGGCAGUGCCCAUUUGAGUACGUGAAGGGCAGUGAUGGGAGGACGCUCAUCAAGGUUCAGCCGGAGUUUAUAACGAAGGUCAUCACCGCCAACGUCGAAGGGAGGCAGAAGUGUGGCAGCGACGGUGAAACUUUGUGCAGUACGCCGGAGCUAAAGAAGCACUACGCCCAGCUCGUAGGGUCGAGAGACCGGCCAUGGUCUCCAAAGCUCGAGACGAUUUCCGAGAGCAAAAGUAGGUCAUCCCCAGGGAGGCUGUCACCAGUGAGAUUGUUGGGGGGUUGGAAAAGAGAUCAAGGUAGAAUUGCUUCAUCUCUUUGAGAAAAGAUUACUUGUAAACUUUCUUUUUAAAGGAAAAAAAGAGACGCAGCUAGCUCUGCUGAAUAUAUAAGUAGAUUGGCGUUGUAGAGGAUAUUAA